GAUUUUUUUGAUUUUUUAUCAAUAUUCGAUAUUUUCCAGCAAUUUUUCCUUGUUUUACGCAGUGGAGUUCUCUGGGAUACGAGCACUUCAGCUCGUGGUUAUGCUUGUGUCUCAUUACCUAUUGACCAAUAUAAACAAUAUAUUUACGAUUUUAAAUCACUUGAGGUAUUUUACCGAUUAUCCAUGAUUUUUAGUCAUAUGAAGCGACACUGGGAUUUGAAUCCACAACCUAUAAAUUUUGUGAGUUGGUUUUUACAAGGUUGGCGUCGUUCUUUCGAGAAAAAUAAAAAAAUCAUCCAGUCAAAAGUUCAGCGUUUUCAAAAAGCAUGGGAUUCUCAACGCGAAAUGCAGAUAAAGUUUCAGUUUAUUCUCUUAUUGGCGAAUCUUUGCCAAUGCUUUUCGAGUUUUCUUUUUUCUUAUUCUAAUUCAGCUGUCGGAUUUUUCUUGAAUCCUGUUUACCGAUUUUGGUUGGAUCCUAGAGUUAUAAGAGAUAUAAUGCAUCAAUAUGUACCGGAAUCUCAGAAUAAGACAGUUCAAAGUUUAAUUUCGGCUAGUGUUCGAGAUAUUGUUAAGCAAGGCAAGAUGACAUAUCUAAAAAGAUUAGUGAAAAGCCUCACAUCUUCUCCAGUUUGUUUUAUUUUUAAUUCGAUCAAAUUUUUAAGCUUCGUAAUAGCAAAGGAUAAAGGUUUUAAGAUGUGA
This is a messenger RNA of Dracunculus medinensis (Guinea worm), 699 nucleotides long. The record is from the annotation of a GenBank genome assembly. Lineage: Eukaryota; Metazoa; Nematoda; Chromadorea; Rhabditida; Dracunculidae.